AGGUGAGUGCUGCUUUUCGGAGUGUUAUUCAAGUGCAGCUGAAUAGACUAAACUGACUGAAAAAUAAAUCAAACGAGCAAAAAACAAUAGAUAAAAUGUGGUUGCAUUAGGUCACGAGGCAUAUCACUACUACAUGUUAGAAUUUAAUCAUUCAAUACAGAAAUGAUUAUUCAGAGGGAUUGCAGGCAGUCGUAACCUAACUUCGACUUUUAACUGGAGAACUGGAGGUGAAUAUUCACUAUACUUUCACCUUACGAAACACCUCGAUGUAUUCAACAAUUCAUGUACAUCGUGUUGAAGAAUACCUUGAAACAAUUAAGAACGGUUCAGGCGUGAAAGCAUAGAGAAACCAUCAUGAUGUCCAAUGGAAUACGGGCUCCCAGUCAGGAAGACGCGGCAAAAACAGGGAGAUCGAGAACGAGCACCAACGGUGCAUCGACAUCAUCAACCCUCGAUUCACCCCUAAUGAAGUUGUCAUCGUACUUCCUGGCUGUCAGACCAUGGUCUCUCAGUGCAUCACUGAUGCCAACACUCCUCGGUUCAGCACUGGCGUAUCGUCUAACUGGUCUAGAGAGCUUCAGUCUAAUAUCGUUUAUCUUAACCCUUUAUACGAUAAUAUCAGUGCAUGGAGCUGGAAAUGUUGUAAACACAUACUUCGAUUACAUCAAGGGGGUUGACAGUGGGGGAAAAAGCGAUGACAGAAUACUGGUGGAUCAGUUGUUAUCUAAGGACGAGUUAGUGUCAUUAGGGACAAUACUUUAUGCAGCUGGAUGCCUGGGUUUUGUGCUAUUAGCAACGAUAUCACCAGCUAAAAUGGAACAUCUGGCCCUUGUUUUUUUCGGGGGCCUGUCAUCAUCAUUCCUGUAUACUGGUGGCAUUGGACUCAAGUACAUUGCGCUUGGUGACGUACUUAUACUUGUAAUAUUCGGCCCAAUAUCUGUGUUAUUUGCUUUUAUGGCUCAAACUGGAUACAUCAAGUGGGGUACGAUAUACUAUGCAAUACCGUUGGCAUUGAAUACAGAGGCUAUUUUGCAUAGUAAUAAUACCCGCGAUCUUGAGAAUGACAGAAGAGCUGGUAUUGUCACUCUUGCUAUUCUCAUUGGUCGCACUGCAUCACACGUUUUAUACGCUUUUUUACUUUUUACACCGUACAUAACCCUCGUUGUACUUGCACUCAGGUAUUCAGUGUGGUUCCUAUUACCACUUGUUACACUACCAACUGCGUUCAAAAUUGAAAAACAAUUUCGAAAUCCAAUGACGAUACAGAGUGUACCUAAGCAAACAGCAAGGCUCAAUAUGUUUCUUGGGGUGCUUUACGUACUUUCUUGUCUCCUUGUUGAGCCACUUCCGUACUUUUAACUUGAUCUUUUUCUUCCUAUUAUUUUUCUUUAUUUUCCGAAUCCGAUUACUAUUGCUACACUGAGGAGACAAGUUUUUUGCGAUAAGUACGUUCUUACUUGUGGCCCUAAAUUCCUAGCUUGAAUAUUAUCAAGGACAAUGUGUCAAACUUUUUAGGACAAGUGUAGAAUUUUUCAACGACAUUUUUUCUUUUUUCGUCCCGCAUAUUCUGUUCUUGACAAUUUUCAAGUCGCAAUUUUUUUUGUAUCGGUAAGAGAUGCUCCUCAAAAACUGUUCUUUCCUCAGGUAAAUGCUAAUUAUUGUUCUCACGAUUAUUUGGCCAGCGAAUUUAUUGUGAUGCAUAAUAUAAGUCGGUUUGUUGAUCUGUUUUGAAAGAUUGUCAUGUUUGAAGGUAGAAAAUAUCGACGGAAAUGUGAAGACAUAAAUGGUAAUCUGUCGAAGACUAUUCGUCUGGAAAUUUUUGUAUUUUCAUUUUUGGAAUUUCCAAGACGAAAUAUCGAAUAAAUAUUUUUCAUCGACUCUCAUUGAAUAAUCACUUGGGUUUAUUUUUUAUUUAUAUUCUAUGGAUAUUGUUUUGUUUUAGGAUUAUUCAAUUGACCUUCAAUGAUGAUUAUUUUGGGGGAAAUAAAUUUUGUAUAUUGGUCAUGACUAGCAUAUUAAAACGUGAGAUGCCAGUAAUUGACGAAUAACAGUAACUUUAUCAAUACUACAACAUUGUAUUGUUUUUAUAUUGAACUUAUCGUGAAUCUGAGGAUGAAUUUGUAAAAAGUGCUAAGACAUACUCAAAACCCACGGUUGAUGAAAAUCUAUUUAUUGUAUCAUUUUAUCGCAAAUUAAUCUUACAAGAAAAUAAUAUCGAGCUGAACAUAAAGGGGAAUUAAUGUAUAGAUUAAGGAGGAUUCAAGGGACAAUAGUAGAAAAAAUAAUUCGAUAGAAGUUUUUAUUCUCAAAAACAAAAAAGCUAGAGGAGAAAUUAAUCUAAUAAACUUUUACUUGCGAUAUAAUAAGUCUAUAUAGAAUGACAUAAAUGGGCUCUAAGAAUCAAGCGAAAAACAAUAUCUGGCUAUGUACGUAGAGCAGACCAGCUUCUUCCGCCGAAAUAUCAAUGUAAUUGAAUAGUGGAGAGACAAAAACCUAUAUGAACUCGUGCUUUAGAGAAAGCAACCCCUGAUUGUCUCGAUGUGUAUAUUUUUAAUUUCUCCAUUGAAACGUAAUUCACAUCAUCAUUCAGUUGAGUAUCGAUGUAAAUCACCGAUAUAUGGGUAGAUCAAAAGGCCGAUUUGACUCAUCAGUAAUAAAGCCUUUAAAGUUGAAUAACCCCUUAUCAAACCUUAUCAUAGGUUCAUCUUGUUUCUGACUGGCAGAAGGUGUCUGGGAGGGAUAGACUAAUAAAUUGUAUGAGAAGAAAA
Molecule: messenger RNA, 2768 nt
Organism: Diachasmimorpha longicaudata
Lineage: Eukaryota; Metazoa; Arthropoda; Insecta; Hymenoptera; Braconidae
Gene: heix
Product: ubiA prenyltransferase domain-containing protein 1 homolog
Exons: 2
Coding region: 355-1359 (334 amino acids)
Biological process (GO): vitamin K biosynthetic process; menaquinone biosynthetic process
Cellular component (GO): Golgi membrane; endoplasmic reticulum
Molecular function (GO): prenyltransferase activity
Source: RefSeq, a predicted model, not a curated record